UGUCAUGCCAAUUGAUCAGUUUCUGGAGUUUUGGAUUUAAUCAGGUUGAUGAGUUCUUGUUCCUCUGAUGGUUCAGUGGGUGUCUCUCUCCGGUGAAUCCUGGCGAAAGUGUAAGCGAGGCGUUAGUUUGUGAAUGGACGGCUGUGCUCCGGGUCUCGUCUUUCACGGUGAUGUCACGCCGGGGCUGAUGGCGUCACUGCGCGUCCCGGAGGAGCGUCUCGAGCGCGUUGACGGAUCGCAGCAGCAGCGAAGAGCGACGCGACCGUGGCUCCGGCGGCCGGGAUCGAGCGACGCCCAGCCGGACACCGAGCGAGGAGAGCAUGGAGGCUGUAGCGGAGGAGCUGCAGGCCGGCUCCCGGAUCCCGGUGACCGUCGAGCAGAUCGUUAACGACACGCUGGUGGUGACCCUCACGUACCGAGAGAGGAGCUACACGGGCAUCUUACUGGACUGCAGCAGAAAGACUGGGCUGUUUUGCCUUCCAGACGUUGUUGGAAAAUCUGAAUCCGAGAGCCUCGUGUUGAGAGCGGACUGUGAAGUCUCGAGGGAAGAGGUUUCCUCUGAACCCGUCAGUCAGCCGAUAGAGCGACCAAAAGAUGAGAACACGGAGCCUGAGGUGGGACAUCCCGUCCCGGUACCCAUCCCGGUGCAGCCGGGUCAGCCCUCGUACCCACCGUACUUCGAAGGCGCCCCGUUUCCUCAGCCCAUGUGGGUCCGGCACACUUACAACCAAUGGGUACCACAACCACCACCUCGUCCAGUCAAGAGGAAGAAGAGACGAAGUCGAGAACCUGGACGGAUGACCAUGAGCACAAUCCGACUGAGACCUCGGCAGGUGCUGUGCGAGAAAUGCAAAAACACACUCAACAGUGACGAGGAGAGCAAAGAUGGACCAACGGAGGCCAAGACGUCCAGGAAGGAGAACGCUCCUCAAUCUGAAGAGGACACUAAAUCAACCCCAGCCAAGAGGAAGGAGGACGGAGACAACAAAGAGUCAAAGAGACGAGAGGAAUCAACGAUCUAUGACAGCAAACGCUUCCGGAAGGACAAGAAGGAUGAUGAGAAGUUUCCCGGAGGGAGCAUCAUUCCCCAUAGCCCCGUGAUUAAGAUCUCUUAUAGCACUCCACAAGGCAAAGGUGAGGUGAUAAAGAUCCCUUCGAGGGUUCACGGUUCUGUCAAACCCUUCUGUCCGAAGCAGCUUCUGCAGAACGGCCACAGAGAGCACAACGCUUCCGAGGAAUCCCAAAAAGUCGUGCAACCUCCUGUAGACUCCAUCCGAACGGGUCUUACCAUUUCCAUUCCCAAACUCAAGCUCCCAAGGUUGAGUAAUCCUGACGCUCCUUCACCCAAGAUACGCUUGAGAUCCCGGGCUGACGGAGCGGAGCAGGUGUCCGUGUACGAGGCAGAACUGGUGGAUGGCGUUCGGAGGAAAAGUCCUAGAGUUCCCAACUCUCAGUCGGAAGAUGGUGUGGAGAAGAGUUCGCUUGAGCUUUGGUCGGGAGAGGAAGUGGAACGACACGGAGACUUGACUUUACUCAUCAACUUCCGGAAGAGGAAAGCGGACUCCUCGAGCCUCUCCGUGUGCAGCAGUGACAGUCUAGAUGAGUCCAAGUCGUUCAGCUCCGACGGAACGUCGCCGGAAAUCUGUGAUCUCGCUCCAGGCGAUGAUAUCGCAGUCUCGUCUUCCUCUCAAGGGGAAAGUAAGACUGUUCCGCCUCUGACUGUACGACUGCACACUCGCAGCAUGACUAAAUGGGUGACCGAGGAAGGUCAUGCCGUAACAGUGGGUGAUGUUGUUUGGGGAAAGAUCCACGGAUUUCCUUGGUGGCCUGCGCGGAUACUCAGUAUUAGCGGCGCUCGUAGAGAAGAAGGUGAGGUCGAUGCUCCGUGGCCUGAAGCUAAAGUCUCCUGGUUCGGUUCUCCCACCACCUCCCAACUCUCGGUUGCCAAACUCUCACCGUUCCGCGAAUUCUUCAGGUCACGCUUUAACCGGAAGAAGAAAGGGAUGUACCGCCGUGCCAUCAUGGAGGCCGCCAAGGCGGUGGGACACAUGAGUGCCGAAAUCACAUCUCUACUGGCUCACUGCGAGACUUAGAUCACGAGGAUGGUAGUGGACUGGCUGUCAUUCAGGGUUUUGCAGGUGCUCCCAGGACGUGGUGAUCUCCCCGGACGGAGAGCGCCUUCAUCUGCCACGGAUAUCAUGAGGGAAGGUGCUUUAUUUCCCUCCACACGUGGCUGUUGGAUGCGAUGCGUGGACUGUGUUCGAGGGCCACGAGGAGAAUGUGGGAACCUCCGAGCGAACAAUUCCCAUUUGUUUCUCCAUCUUAUGUUUGUUAUUUUAGGACGUACAUGAUAUUAGAACAAGUAGCUUGACACUAAAUCCGAAUGUAUUUAUUCACAAAAAGAAAACACUCGACAGGUGACUGGCCUCCUGUAAGAUCACACUGCUGCUGUUUCUCAUAAAUCUUACGUCUGUUUAGGAUCUGACUGAACGGACUGACAAAUAUCCAUAUUAUAAAACAAAACGAUGAGUCUUAGUGUGUCCGUUUCUUCAGAUGAUGAAAAUGUGAAAUUCCUUUUAGCAUCAUGUAGGUCUUACAUCAUGCAGUAUGUCAGUUUGUCUCUGUCCUCUCCAAGUAAUAUCUCUCUCUCUCGUUUGUCUCUUUUUCACUCUGAUUGUGAUGUUUUGCUUUAAUUAUUUAAUGUGUCAUGAUGAGAGAAGCACUUUAUCCGUACCUUGGUGGCCUGCUGUGAACACGAACCCCAGUUUGCAGACUCUCGGAGGAGCCAACCCAUCGCUUUUGAAGGGAUUUAUCAUUUUUGUGAUGGAGAUUUCGAUUAAAGCACGCUUUCAGGAAGUUGUGUACACUGUAUUCUCACGUUACGCCCGGUUUACGUUGCUUUCCUCCUUCUGAAAUGUUCCACUGGAGAUCUGGAGAGACGUGUCUGUUAUUAAAGCGUGCUGGUGAUCGUGUGUUUGCUGAGACCUGCGGGACUCGAGCGUUUCUAGGUCGCAGGUUUGGUGUGUUUUUCCAGCUGGACUUUCUGCAAGCGUCGAGCACUUUAUAUCCGCCGCCGCUCGACAUGCUGGAGUUUUUUUAAUGUGCUGUAAAUAGAAUAAAAUAUAAAAGCAA
Messenger RNA from Carassius gibelio (silver crucian carp), 3132 nucleotides. Its product is annotated as PWWP domain-containing protein 2B-like. The record is from RefSeq and is a predicted model, not a curated record. Lineage: Eukaryota; Metazoa; Chordata; Actinopteri; Cypriniformes; Cyprinidae. The transcript is spliced from 3 exons. Gene Ontology annotation, cellular component: nucleoplasm; nucleus. Bases 321 to 2093 code for a protein of 590 amino acids.